Messenger RNA from Anopheles stephensi (Asian malaria mosquito), 11353 nucleotides. It is a transcript of the gene LUBEL, whose product is annotated as E3 ubiquitin-protein ligase lubel. Lineage: Eukaryota; Metazoa; Arthropoda; Insecta; Diptera; Culicidae. Gene Ontology annotation, biological process: protein linear polyubiquitination. The record is from RefSeq and is a predicted model, not a curated record. The transcript has 21 exons. The coding region runs from base 407 to 11167 and encodes 3586 amino acids. Gene Ontology annotation, cellular component: LUBAC complex. Gene Ontology annotation, molecular function: K63-linked polyubiquitin modification-dependent protein binding; ubiquitin protein ligase activity; K48-linked polyubiquitin modification-dependent protein binding.
CCAGUAAGUGAUUGAAUCUCGGCGCGUACGCAUCUCGGUCUCGGCUCGGUAACGGCCCCGCAUCAUAUCCGGUGGUGAAGUUAUAUAAAAAAAGCGAAACGAGAGCAAAAUUUUCUAUUUUCACUCUCCCGGUGCAAGUCGAAUCGCGUGCGAUCGAAGAAGUUACACCUGGAAUUUGCCAAAAAAGCAGCUUGAAUCUAUUUAAACAAUUUUAACUUAAGCAGAAAAAUCGCGUGUGUGUGUGUGUGAGAGUAGUGAAAAGUGUUCAGGUGGAUAUGAUUAUCCUGGUCAAUUUUCCACCGAUCAUCAGCAUUCGUCUAGACUUUUCGGCUUAGCUCAUCGCUCACCGCCACUCUGCUCAUAGGAAAAGAACAAUCGACAGUCUACCACAACCCAGUCAAAUAGUAUGGCCUCAAGUCCUUCGAAUAGAUUCCGCGGCCGGAACAUGCCUGCUUGGGUGCAGACCGAAAGCAGCGAUCGUGUUGGUCCACCGCCUCCACCGCCACCGAUCAACAACGAUCCCGAGUAUGAGGUCAUCGAUGUGGCGAACCAGCAGCAAUAUUCCAAUGCUCCACCUCCAGUACCGCUCAAGUCGCCAGACAUCAAACGGCUCACCGUGAUGAAGUGCGAUCUGUGCGGUUCCGUUGCGCCCGUCGUACGCUGCGAACAGUGCGACCAGAAUCUGUUCUGUGUGUCCUGCGACGAUCGUUACCAUCGACACCCGAAACGCCAAACACAUGUCAGAAAGCCGAUCGAACCACCCGCGGCUGUGUCGCCGGCCCCGAGCAUGGUGAAACCGCCGCUGCCACCGAAAGGUGAGGCCGGAUCGAGCGGGCCACUGCCGCCGCCGAGAAGGAACAAGCGCCCCGGAAGCUUCCACUUUCCCAGUCCCAUGUUUGGCCGCAAGCAGGACCAGCAGACGCAACAUGGAGUCUGUCCACAAGGACAGCCGGAGCAGCAGCAACAGCAGAAGCCGCCUCCACCGCCGCCGAGUCCCGCUCUCUCCUUGCGAGAAAAAAUGAACUCCCUAAAGCGCUUCAUUCAUCCGUCGAACAGGCCACUGCCUGACCCUCCGGAGAAUAAAAUUCAUUCUUCCAACUCAUCCUUGGAUACCGUCUCGAAACGUUCGCCUUCGAUCGGGCCCAACCGAUCCGUUUCGACCACGAUGGAAAAGAUCCAAAGCAAUACGGCCGCCACCUUGGAUCGUAUGACGCUGCUACAGCAACGCUACCGACAGCACCAGGAAGCAAUGAAGUCUGACGGAGAUCGCAGUAGACGAGCGAGUCUUACGUCCAACACGGACCUGCAGUCAUCCGCCACUGAGUCAUCAAACAGCUUCCGCAACAAGCCAUCGGGUGCUUUUCAGCACCAGCAGCUCCAGCACCAGCAGCACCAGCAGCAUCAGCCGAUACCAUCUUCGCAACAGUUGCAUUCGAGAUGGCUUAACCCGCCGGCACCCAGAAUACGAUCUGGCAGUGUUGCUUCGGGCAUUAAUCUACUGUCCGUCCCGGGGGCACCGAACGGACCGGGUGCAGGCUAUGUCCACGAUCUGACGAGCUCACCGGGCAAUAGUAAUGCACCGUCUGUCUCUCCUAUACAGCACUCGGAGUUUGGCGAUGCGAUGCCGCAGAUGCCUAGCGGGCCUCGAAGUCUCAGUACGUUCAACCUGCAUCAGCCACCACCGCCACAGCCCAACAUGUGGGGAUUCAACCCGUUGCAUCAGGCUCAGUCCAUGGCACACUUCAAUCCGAUGCAGUGGAAUCAGAUGAAUGCCUGGAUGGGACGAGGAUCGCAGAACGGGUCCAACAUGAGUCUCAAUCUACCGCACGGAUAUCCACCGCAGGACCCCUCGGGAUAUCCACCAGCGUGGGGCAACGCUUGGAAUGGCAUGUAUCCCUACCCAAUGGGUAUGAUGCCUAUGAUGCCAGGUGUCGCCAUGCCUCCACCAAGAUCCCGAGCGAACUCCCGAUCGCGUGCUGCUUCACCGGCACUCAGCAUCAAGUCACGUAAAUCCACCAUGUCCAUGCGCAAUCUCAACCGCAACAGCUUCAUCGACGACCUUACCGACGAUGAAGAUUCGGAUGAUGGAUUCCACCGCUCCCGAGGACGUGGUGGUGAUCGCCGCCGCCGAGAGCGUCUCAACUCGACCAGCAGCAUCGAUUUCGACGAACCUGAACUACAACCAGCACAAUCCUUCGUGCGUGCAUCGAGUGUAAAACAUUCGCGGUUCAACCGAGAGCGUCGUCCGGGGGCUGGAUCCUCAGCUCGUUCGCUGAUCGAUUACCCAGUGUCGAGAAAGAUCACGGCUCCGGCUGCUCGUUACGAUCGUGAAGAGUUGACACGCGAUCGCUUCGACAAGAUGUCUCUUUCAUCGCCCCGUAAAGAGCCAUCCGAUUCCUUCACCAACGAGUCCGAUCUUGAGCCGGAAGGUCGACGUGGCGCCUCGAAUAGAUCACGCUCCGGCAACGAAAGCAUCAGUUCACCGCGCAAAAUCAACUCCGAUUCGCUGACGAACGAUUCCGAUGCGGACUUUGAGCGUAGACGACAGGCUAAACUGAAGGCGGCUCAGAACAAUCUGACCGCUUCGAGGCGCAUGACAUCCGAUUCGCACACGAACGAUUCCGAGCCGGAUCAGGACCGUCGCAAACAGCAGAAGAGUAAGGCUGCCCCAGUACCUCCAGCAACAAAGAAACCCAUACCAAGCUCCGAUUCGGACGGGCGUGAGAAGCAGCGACGAAAGAGUGACACCAAGUCCCCGAGCUCCAAAGUUGUAGGUGCCGCGCCCAAAAAGAUCCCCUCCGAUUCACACACACCGGAUACGGAUGGAUCGGAGCAGAGAAGACGUUUCGCCUCAAAACAACAGCGUCUGCGUAAGAACUCCAGCACCGAGUUCAUCGCCAACGAAUCGGACGAGGAAAAGCCGGCAAAGAAGCCCGAACCGGAACAGAUUGUAAAUGGACUGCUCGAGUUCCGUACCAUCUCUCCAACGAAAUCGGAUUCUGACGAGCAGAGGCAUCUGAAGACGGUCGAGAUCAAGAACAUCAUCAACGACACCCGAUCGGAGGUGGAGUACGACCACACGGACAUCCCGGAACAUUCACCACCUCCGCCAGCCCCCGUCACACCGGACCGUGAGUGGGAGUGUGAGUUCUGUACGUACGUCAACGAGCCCGGCGUGAAGAUAUGUGCCAUCUGCUGCAAAACGGCCACGAUCGGUGUGGUAAGCGGUGUGGCCCGGUCGGAGUCCGAACCACACACUCGAUCACCGCCACCAGACGUUGUCCAGGAGACGCCUCAGGUUACCGAGGUGAAGCUGCAGAUCGUACCGCCCCAGAAGCCGACCAACGGUAAGCCCCCAGGAGAAACGAAGAAGAAAGAUGUUGACGACGAGAUGGACACCGAGAUGGACCAGGUUGUUGGGGGCGAGGUUGUCAAGUCGUUUAGCGAUGGGCUCAAGCAGGAAACAGUUGAGAUUCCCACUGACGAAACUGACCACGUUGAGAAAAGGAUUGUUAAGGAAAAGGUAUCCACAGGUUGCGGUCCUUCGCCUCCGAGGGAAAUUGUUGAGGUUCGAGCCAUGCCAGCGACGGCAGAGGAAACAUUGCGAGUCAGAGCUUCGAUCGGGACAUCACCACCUCCACAAGAUAUGUCCACUCAGACAUAUGACUCAUUUGAGCAGGUGCGUCAUGAAAUUGCCACCCAACAUCAAUCCGUCGAUAAGUCCGACAGCGAACCGCCCCAGGAACAAACCCAAACAACGUCAGCACUUUACAAGCGAUCGUACUCGCUUGCCACACCGCAGCUUCUCCAAGUUGAGCGUCCUGCAAGUCGCAACAGCAUCUCGAGCGAUACGCAGAGUCUACCACCAUCACCACACGAACUGAGUCCUCAGCCAGGUCUGCAGAGCUCGUCGCGGUACCACGCCAACCAAGCACUGCAUCAAACGUCCCAUCCGUCACAACCAUCAGCCCCAUCUCAUCGCUACGGUCAGCAGCAGGAUGAAAGCCUAUCCUAUCUGGACCGUGCCAUCCAUCAGAUCAUUCAAACGGCCGCGACUCAGACUCUCGGUGCUACGGGCCGUCCGGCAGCAGUUCCCGAGGAGAACAUGUAUCGCACAUUUAACGAUCUACGUCACAUAGAUUCGAAGGCACCGGUGAAGAUCACCACACUGCCUGCUGGUAGUGGACAACCGAAGAAACCGAUGGUGACAAUGCAAUCAAAAGCCAUGGACGACCAUCAAGAUCCCGAGGAUGCGGUGCCUCAGCUCGCGAGAGAGCAAUCCAAAGAGAUGCAGAAUGGUACAACAACUAAAGAAGAGCCUUCGGAGAUGACACUUCUUUUGCGGGAAGCAGAGCGAUACCAAUUUACCGCCGAAGAGUUGCAAGCUGCUAUGAAUCACUGUGGCGAGAAGCAUCCGGUCCAGUGGCUUCGCAGCAACUGGAACAAACUGAUCGAAACCGUACAAACAUUGGCCACCAAGUAUGGGCACGAAAAGCGAGAAAACACCAUCGGCACCAUCUCGACCGUGGAAGCUCGGGAAGCACUCAAAAUGCAUAAAGGCAACAUCUGGCGUGCGAUCACGGAAUGUAUCGAGCAGCGGCAGCGCAAAUAUCGUGAGAUCGCCUCGAAGGGCAACUUCACCCGGGAGGACAUCGUCACCAGUCUGACGGCGCACCACGGCAACCUUGAGCUGGCGCUGGUCGAGCUAAGCAAAACGCAGCUCAAACCGUUCCUGAUGCGCAUCUGGGGGCCACCGAGCGGGGCCGACAACGAUAGUGGCAACUUGCUGCUACACCAAGCGCUCCAAGAGGAUCGCACCGGAAUCAGCAGCGAAAUUCAACAGUUUAUCAGUGCCCAUGUGGAACAGGAAUUGCUUGGAGUAGGAUCAGCGUCCGAGAAACCAGAGCAAGCUCCGGAGCAAGACUUGCAAUCCGCGAAAGAGGACAUAGAGCCUGAAUUGCAGGAGCUAACGGAACACGAAAACACAGCACCAGCAACGUCAUCACCACCUCCGGAGGAAGAUCCACGCGAAGAGGUAUGUGAAGAACGCGCGACAUCCGCUUCCAAUACGGAAAUAUUAAAGGACAUCGAGGCACUGAUCAUGCAAAUGGAACGAAAGCAAGAGUCCACCAACGGAACGGUUUUGCGCAACAUACAGCAACUGCUCAGCCAGCUGGUAGACGCCGAACCCAGCUCCAGGUCUCCAUCGGCAACCUCAAUACGAUCGCAGGCAAGUGAUCAGCGUAUCAUGAGCAAAAGUCCCAUUCCCGUACGUGCGAACAGCAAGCCAACUCCGAACCAUUCGCCCAAUCCCGAUCGAACCAUCGAGGACGACGUACGUGACUUUGUACAGGAAAACAUACAGGACAUCCUGCCGAACCUGGUCCAACAGGUGCGGCAGGAGCUGGACGCGGUAAAGGUGAAUCUACGGACGAAACCAAAAUCAUUGGAAGACGACAUACGCGAGACGUUGAUGCGGGCCGAAUACACUGAGAACGAUUACAGUAACAUUCAUUACUUUCCAUUCGAUAAAACCGACGACACGCCGGUAGUUUUCCCCGAGCGUCAGCCACCGACGAAGGUGAAGACACAACAGUCAUCAGCUCCAGAUGAAAUGGAUGAGUAUGCCAAUAUUCAGAAAUUUCUUGAACGUGCGAUCCGAAACGAGAAAACAACUACCGUGUUUGACCAGAUGAAGCGGAGCAGCUAUCUGAUCGAUAGCAGCUCCGACGAAGCACGUCAAACGGCGGAGUCCACUGACUAUUACGAUUUGGUGUCGAUCAAUGAGAAGCUGAUGCAUCUGUUCACUAAGGCUCCUUCGAAGGAGCUUCAACCAGUACAACAGAUCGAGACAGAAGCGAAGAAUUCGUCUAAUGAGGAAAGGCAUGCAUCUCCACAUCUGGUCAAGAAUCACGCUUCUUUAGCUAAUGAUCAAGAGGAACUUCCCCAGCAAGCUGCCCAAGAGUUAACGCCACCAGCAGAAAUAGCAGCUGAGAAGAAGGGAGUCAAGAAACGACGAGGAUCGCGCAUUCCCGUCAACAAGAACAAUUAUCUCUACCGACGCCCUGUCAAGAGCUCUUCGGAGAGUGACUUUGAAGUACUGGUCACAAACUCGAAACCAAUUCAAGCCUCCAUGGUUGCUAUCGAUCAUGUGGCGGAAUUGCGACACGUGGUGGACAAUAUUGAGCGGAUCGAGCAUGCCAUUGAGGUAGGAGAUGAAGUCGGCGAAGGAGAGGAUCCGGAAGAUUUUGAGAUCAUAAAUGAGCCUAUCUACAUCAAUCUGCCUCCAAAGCGAGAUUCUUCUGAGGCGGAUAAUGUGGUUGAACCACAACAGGUUGUAAUGCAUGAACCGGACUCGAUUGCUGGUGCAAUAACGGAUUCCAGUGCUGUAAUCGAUUCAGUCAGGGAAGAACCUAAACAACUAGCAGUGAAAGACCCGGUACUGGAGAGUCCGAACACAGCUGAAGAAGCUCCUCAGCAAACAAUCAAUACUGAUGCUGUUGUGAUUAGUGCACCUACAGUAGAAGAGCCUAAAACGCAAGAUUCUACAUCUGUUGUGCCAAGUAUGGUAGAAGAACCUCCUCUACAACCUUCAGAACCAGCUAUUACUGCUGUUAUUCAGCCAGUUGUAGAAGAACCAGCGAAGGUUGAGCCUCAAGAUCUUUCUUUGAGCAGUUCGAAUAUGAGCCAGGAUCAACCGAUCAAAACAAAUGCUGCCGAAGAGAUCCAGCCAGUAGCUGAAGCUUCAAUUUCAGAUAUAAAGGCACCAAAUCUGCCAGAACAACCACAAAGUGAAGUGAUUCAAGUAGAGAAGACUCUAGUAGAGGAAACUCCAGCUAAUCCGACUACAGUAAUAGAGCCUCAACCUACAGCUUCUGCCCCCGUUACAAACGAUCCUGUCCCGGAUACAUCGUCCAUAUUAUCAGAAGAUAAUGAAGAAGAAGACGUAAUCAGGCAUAGCUCCAAGCUCGCCAAUAAUCUUUCCGAGCUAGUUCUGGACACCAAGCGGCUCAUUCAACAAAUGAAGGACGAGAUCAACUCCGACAUAGCAACGUUCAACGAGGAUGACGCAGCGUACGGGGAAGAAUAUUACGAGGACGAGUACGAAGACGAAUGGGAAGGCGAGGAGGAGGAGGAGGAGGAGGAAGAAGAGUGGGAUUCCAACGAAGAGUACGAUGUGGACGAGAAUGGAGAUUUCUACGAGUACGAAGACGAUGACGAUGAUGGAUCGGUAAUGUUCUCCGAGAUGACCAUCAUCGAUUCUGCCAACGGAAAAUCAAGAAGCGUCGAGCAACCGCCCAAUGAAGUGAUCCCAGUUCAAGAACCACCACAGAUGAUUCUGCCCAUCAUCAAUAUGGCGGUCGUAAGGGAAAACGAACGAAACAGUGCCUCGGAGGUGAGCGAUCUUCCGCUGGACAGUGACUUCAACGAUGCGAUGAGUGUGAUCGAACAAUCGGUCGGUGAGCUAAGAAACAUGCUACACCUAACCGAGCAAGCGCUUGGUCCUUUGGAACUUGCCUCUUCACUGCAUCAUGCUUCCAGUGUGGAAACGCUUCAAAACAGCCCAGAGCAGAGCGAGAUAAGUGAGAUCACCCUGGUGCCUGAGAUACACAAUACAACCGCGGGAGAAGAAUCAAGCGAUCGGACGCUGGUGGCGGACGAGAACCUUCCGAUGACGAUGAAGGAUGUGCAAACGUUGAUGAACGCCAAAGCAGUUAUUGGAGGCUUUAUCAAAAUUGUACAGCAAAUAGAACAAACUGGUGAAGAACGCGCGAUGCAGGAGCACGUAUCGUUGCCAGAGGAAUCGCCAAUGGUGAUAUACGAUUCGGUGAAGACAUCCUCAACGGAGACGACAGAUAAUAAGCCACCUUCUGUUAUUGAGAGGAACGCUGUGAAUGGGACGAACGCUAUCCUGGAGGAACCAAUCGGCACAACGGAUGAAACACAAGAGCAAGCAAAUGCUGAAGCGAGUGUUUUUAGUGCAGGCCCUCAUAAUCAAAUGGAGACUGCAGGAAGUAAUAGUACUGAGGCUCCAAUCACUCAAGCUGUUGAAGAUACGGCGAGGAACCCGCAAUUGCCGACUGUUACCCAAGGUCCAGUAACACCUCCUCAACCACAAGAUGUACCUGAAGAUGUCAAGCUGAACCAAAGUUUAGUAAAUCCAGCAGCUCCUCGUACACUCUCUGCAGAAGAGCAUCCAGUGACUGACGUUAUAAACACACAAGAUCAUACGAAUGUUUCAAAUGAAACGCAAUCAUCUCCGAUUGUAGCUCCUGACGAAUCCCAGAACAUACUUUCGAAUCAGCAUGCAGCACCCGAGUAUGUCAAUGCAAACGCCUUAGAGCUGGCUGAAGCGAAUGGUCCUAGCUCGGCCAUUCCCGAUUACGCAACAGUAUUUAAAGCAGGAGCCAAACUUCAAGUCAUUGAGCCUGCAGUAGAAGCAGCUGAUACUACAAACCAGAAUCCAGAUAAUCAAGAUCCAAUUACUAAUCGAGAGAGUGAGCAAACUCCUGGAACAGCAGCAGAAGCCUUAGAAACACAGAGGAGCACUUCAAAUGAAUCAGAAAUCACGUCAGUUGCUAGCCAAGGUACUUCCGUACUGCCAAUCAAAGAAGAACCAAACGUUGGGGAGAGAACAGCACCCGAGGCUGUUGAUUCUUCGGCCACGAGUUCCCAAGAGCCGCAUGUAACGGAGGAAACUCCAGCGGCUGAUGUUGCGGAACGUGUUGUUAGCAACUCACAGACUGAGAACACGAUCAGUACAACUGUUCCAGAAACUACUCACAAACAACAAGAUCCUGAGGAUCCUGCAAACUCAUCCAAAACCAACACACCAGUGACAGACGAUCAUCACACUGAAGCUCCCAUUACUACUGCUAGUAUAGCUGAGCAGCCUUCAUCGGAGCUAAAUACGACCCAUUUGCUCAACGGACAUGCACCGGACAAUCGUACCCAAUCUCGUGCCUCUUCCGAAGAGCCUUCAUCCAGCUUCGUCGAAAUACAACCAUCACAGGUCAUUGUUCACACACCCCAAACGGAAACUCUUCCACCACAAGUCGUUCCACUCGAAGCACCACCCCGCACCACAAACAUCUACCAAAAUGUGGACAUUCAUCCCCCCGCUUCAACCACCACUACCACCCCCGCUACUACCCCCAUCAAGAGUCCACCCACCCGCUCAAAAUCGAAAGCCCCCAAACUAACCGUUAAAGUUGCAUCCGCCGCUACUUCGCAGUCGGAGGAUGGUGCCUCCCCGACAACGCCACCAACUCCCACUGGCCAGAAGGCUAACGCCAAAGCUUCCAAAACUAAACUCGAAAGUAAGAAGAAAUCCACCACCACCACCACCACCGCAAACGCCUCAUCCCCCACGGCCGAUUCGACCGGCCGUCGGCCAUCGCUCACGCGCAAGAAAUCGAUCGGUGGUGGCGUGUUUGGACCGGUGCAAACAAACACGGUCAAGAACAUGCAGAAAGAGUUCCUGAACAAGGCGAAGGAAUCGCCCAAACCGAGCACGUCCAAGGUUACGCCCAAACCGGCCAAGCUCGUACAGCCGAAGGCGUUUACCGCCCGCGCGUCCGCUACACCGCCCGCUUCCACGAGCAAAGCUGCCACACCGGCCUCCGAGGAGGCUAGUACCUCCUCGGCUAGAUCCACGCCCGGGCCGAGUGAACCGAUGCCGGGCAGUUCGCGCGAUACGACGUACAUGUGCGAGAAGCUGCUGAAGAAGAAGUAUCGCGAAACGUGCUUUAGCGAUGAGUACCAAACGACCGAUGACGAGGACGAAAGCCGGAUGACGAUCACCGAAAGCGAGCGCACCAUUAUCAAGAGCCUGGUGAAACCGUACGAACCGAACAGUGACCCGCCAGAAGUCCAGGCGAAGCAGCUGCUAGAGGAUGGUCUAGUACAAACUCAGGCCCAAGCAGAGCUCGCCGUGCAGCUGAUUGAGCUUCGAUACGCCCGAGAUAACGCGAUCUGGGCCGCGACACAGUGCCACACGAUCGAUGAAGCGCGAGAUCUCCUGCAAAAGGAAUGUGAACUUUGUCUCGGUGUGUUCCCGAUGAACGAGAUCGUGUCGAUGCUGAAAUGUACGCACACUUGCUGUCUCGAAUGUGCCAAGGAGUACUUCACGCAGGAGAUCACCAACCGGUCGAUCACCAACUGCAACUGUCCGUACUGUAAAGAGCCGGAUCUGAACGGGCCGGACGUGACGGAAGAUGAUGUGCUGGAGUACUUCUCGAACUUGGACAUUCUGCUGAAGAACAUUGUCGACGAGGAGGUGCACGAUCUAUUCCAGCGCAAGAUCCGCGAUCGUACGCUCACGAAGGAUCCCAACUUUAAGUGGUGUGUCCACUGCUCGAGUGGAUUCUUCGCGCGGCCCAAGCAGCGACGUCUGGUCUGUCCGGACUGUGGGUCGAUCACUUGUGCCUCGUGUCGGAAGCCGUGGGAAUCUCAGCACGAAGGAUUAACGUGCGAUAAGUUUGCCGAGUGGAAGGAAGCAAACGACCCGGAACUACAGGCCGAAGGUGUUCAGCGUCAUCUGCAGACGCACGGUAUUAGCUGCCCGAAUUGCAAGUUCCGCUACUCGCUGGCCCGUGGAGGUUGUAUGCACUUUACCUGCACGCAAUGCAAGUUCGAGUUCUGUUACGGAUGCAACAAACCGUUCAUGAUGGGUGCCAAGUGUAGUGUAUCGCCGUACUGUGCCAAGCUGGGGCUGCAUGCCCAUCAUCCGAGGAACUGUCUGUUCUAUCUGCGCGACAAGGAGCCUCGGGAUCUGCAAAACUUGCUGCUGAUGAACAACGUGUCCUUUGACACCGAGCCUUCGGAGCAAAUGAAACAGGAGCUGACGAAUGGAGAAGGUGCCAUCAUGAAGUGUCCCAUUCCACUGCAAAAGGAAACACCGGCCGGUCUGAUGGAUAUGAUCUGCAGUGCAGACGUACCCGAGAAUCAUGCCGGAUUGUGCAGAACCCAUUACGUUGAAUAUUUGGUCGGUACGGUAUCGAAAGCGCAGAUCGAUCCGCUACCGAUACUGGAUCUAACCGAUUGUGUCCAAGAGUUGCGCCGGCGCGGCAUACCACUCCCGGAACGGGGUCCCUGGGACACCGAUGAAAUUUAUCGGGAAAUGUGCCAGAAGCUCGUUAAGGAGAAAAUUCCUCUUGACAAUUAGCCGAAUUGUCCAGUGAAGCUGAAGGAUCCAGCUACCAACGGAUAAGAUAAAUCUACUUGAUUAUUUCAUAGGAAUUCAACGACAGUGCUAGAGGACUGGCCAGCCUGCCUGUCCUAUCACCUUUCAACCAACGGGGUUUUGUUAAACUAAGAAACAUAUGCAUCAAAUAAAUUUAUCUAGACAUUC